AUGAUGGAAAGAAUACGAAAGGAGAUGCUCCUGAUGGAAAGGGGGCUGCACAGCCCGACGGCCGGCAAGAGGCUGGCCAACCUGUCCGACGCGGCGGGCAACGCCGUGCUGGAGGCCCUGGAGAACUCGCCCCACGGCGGCCGCCUCAGCCCUCGGCUGGCCUCGGCCUCCCUGCACGGCGCCCUCGGGGACCUCCCCGGCAAAGGCAAGUUCGAGAUCGACACUUUGUUCAACCUGCAGCAGCACCCGAGCGGCGAGGGCGCUGCGGGCCCGGAGCUGCCUCCGGCCGAGAGCAGGAAGAAAAUCGGCCACUACUCCGAAGUUGCCCCGGAGGCCGACAUGAGCAGCGACGUGGAGGUGGGCUGCUCGGCGCUGCGCUCCCCCGGCGGCCUGCAGUCCUCGCAGCUGAAGGAAAACAACGGCGGCGGUUACUCGGAAAACAGCUCCACGCCCAGCACCACCACCUCGUCCUCGGGUUCGAGCCUCAGCAGCCUGCACAGCGGGAGCGCCUUGGGGAGCUCGGCCUCCGGAGCGGAUCAAGUCAGGAGGUACCGCACCGCCUUCACCCGGGAGCAGAUAGCCAGGCUGGAAAAGGAGUUCUACCGGGAGAACUAUGUGUCUCGGCCCAGGAGGUGCGAGCUGGCCGCUGCGCUCAACCUGCCCGAGACCACCAUUAAGGUGUGGUUCCAGAACCGACGCAUGAAGGACAAGCGGCAAAGGCUGGCCAUGUCGUGGCCCCACCCGGCGGACCCCAGCUUCUACACCUACAUGAUGACCCACGCGGCGGCCACGGGGAGCCUACCUUACCCCUUCCAUUCCCACGUGCCUCUGCACUACUACCCGCACGUCGGGGUGACUGCGGCGGCCGCGGCAGCAGCAGCUUCUGGGGCGGCCGCCUCCCCUUUCGCCACCUCCAUCCGCCCUCUGGACACCUUCCGCGCCCUAUCGCACCCCUAUUCCCGCCCGGAGCUGCUGUGCAGCUUCAGGCACCCGGGCCUCUACCAGUCGCCCGCCGCCGCGGCUGCCGCGGGUCUGAACAGCAGCGCCGCGGCUUCCGCGGCAGCCGCAGCGGCUGCGGCCGCGGCUGCCGCGGCUUCUUCGGCCCCGCCCACCGGCCCCGCCCCUUGCUCCUGCCUCAGCUGCCACAGCAGCCAAUCAGCGGCGGCGGCCGCGGCGGCCCUGGGAUCGCGGGCUGCCGGCUCGGAUUUCACCUGCACUGCUGCGGGAGCGGCAGCUGCGGCCUCGCAGCGCUCCGAAAGCGGCUUUUUGCCUUACUCGGCGGCGGUGCUCAGCAAGACGGCCGUGGCCUCCCCAGACCAGCGGGAGGAGGCGCCCUUGACCAGAUAA
This is a messenger RNA of Eublepharis macularius, 1347 nucleotides long. RefSeq names its product even-skipped homeobox 2 (gene EVX2). NCBI's taxonomy places the organism in Eukaryota, Metazoa, Chordata, Lepidosauria, Squamata, Eublepharidae. The coding region runs from base 1 to 1347 and encodes 448 amino acids. Gene Ontology annotation, molecular function: RNA polymerase II cis-regulatory region sequence-specific DNA binding; DNA-binding transcription factor activity, RNA polymerase II-specific. The transcript has 3 exons. The record is from RefSeq and is a predicted model, not a curated record. Gene Ontology annotation, cellular component: nucleus. Gene Ontology annotation, biological process: regulation of transcription by RNA polymerase II.